Messenger RNA from Anarrhichthys ocellatus (wolf-eel), 3967 nucleotides. It is a transcript of the gene cunh18orf54, whose product is annotated as chromosome unknown C18orf54 homolog. The transcript is spliced from 15 exons. The record is from RefSeq and is a predicted model, not a curated record. Bases 324 to 2009 code for a protein of 561 amino acids. Lineage: Eukaryota; Metazoa; Chordata; Actinopteri; Perciformes; Anarhichadidae.
GGUAAAGUUGAGCUCUGGAUGCUUCGAAAGUUUCCGAAGGUCUCCGAAAGACCGUAAAAUGUAACGUGAAUGCUUGCUGUACCAGCCGUGGGUGUCUCCGCUGAUGACUAUGAAUAGAGUUAAUUGCCAGCUUUUUUUUUUACGGUGUUUGGUCGUAACUUCCCUGGGCGGAAGCCAUCGGAACUAAACUGAUUCCAGACCAGCUAAGCUAACUGAGAUAGCUUUACCCGCGAGCCUUGAAUCUUAAGUUGUCAACAUUGGUCACUUACUGUACGCAAAGGUCUGGACACGAAAUAUAAGGGAACUAUUUUGGGGUUAAGAUCAUGGAGGCCAGCGGCUUGGUGGGUGACUGUCUGUCUCCUGAGUCCACGGUGACCUCCCUGCUGUCCAGCUCAGGUCACCUGAGGAGCAGCCUGCUGGCUCCUGAACACAACACCACCUUCAGAUACAGAGACCAGAACUAUUACUCGGCCUCAGCGGCGUUGGACGCCUACAUCACAGACUUUGAGAGGAGUCGGCAGGACAGCGCGUCGUUGACCGGAAGGCUUCUUCUGCCUCACAGUUUGCCCUCCACGCUGAGCAGACCCAGAGUGAGCGAGCUCAGAAACAAAGAUGUUCUCAGGGAGCGUUUGACCGACAGGGAGCUGGACUUCCUGAACCUCCCCGUCAGCUCUCUCCAUCACCGCGGCAACCGAGACAGACUCUCCAUGACGACGGACGAGCUGCUGUCCAUCCCUUACGACGGCUCGAUGCCUGUCACUCACACCUCCGCCUUCAUCCAAGGUUUCCUGUCCCAGUCUGGACCCUCAGAGCCCCCCUUUUCCUCCUCCAGACCAGCACACAGAACCUGGGACAGACUCAGCAGCAGCCAUGGUGCCCCCCAGCUGAACCACCACCACCUUCAUCCAACCAGGAUGCCCAGGAGCUCCAGGUACAGAGAGAGACCAGGGGCAGCCAUGUUGAAUCCACAUGUGGACGUCUCCUCAGCCAGCUGCCAUAGGCAGUCUGCACACAGAGCAGCAAGGUCAGAGUGGGCGUCUCCGUCCCUCCACCUCCCUCGCUGGUUCACCAGUAACAGGCCUGACAUGGACUGCUCUGGGAUCACCAGCGUGCCGGACCUAAAGUACCCCGCUUGGGUCCAACGCUGUGACCUUAGUGAGAUGCCUCCGCCCACAGAGUCAGAGCUGUGGGAUGACCCCGGUGUUCUUCCGCCUGCAGCUCCCAGAAACAAGGCUCCAUCCUGGGUGGCAGAGCUGGAGGUUGAUGAUCCCGACCAGACACCUGAUCAGAGAGAUCAGGUUGACCAGCGGACUCUCAGAGACCUCAGGCUUCAGUUUGCUGAACAGAUUUCUGUCCUCGCCGCAGAGAGACACAGCUCUGACGUCAUGGAGACUCUGUUCAGAGACAACAGGAUGGAGUCUCUGAUCCAGAAGGCCGACCAGGUGUUGAACAGCCUGUCUCACAGCUCUGGAGAAGCAGACGGUCCUGCAGAUCCAGUCAGUCCUACUGAUUGUGUGGAAGAAGCAGUCAGUCCAGUGAACACAGAGGAGCUGCUGCUCUGUUCUUCUCACCGUCGUCCCUUCGCUUGGGACUCAGAGGCAGCAUCAGGGAGCAUCACAGAGGCUCCGCCCCAUCGAGGAGCUCAGGCUCGGGUCUCCGGUCUCCACGGUAACAGCAUCUUUAAGCAGCCUGGUCCAGUGGAGGCUCUGAAACAGAUGCUGUUCAGACUGCAGGCAGUGGAGGCGGAGCUUCAGCGACAACAACAUGCACGGGUAGCUAAGAUGGAGGCUCCAGUGAAGCAGAGGCCUGAAGGUGAUGCGGAGCUGGAGAGAUUUCCUGGUGGACCGUCGCUACAGAGAGCGAUGCAUCACCUGAGCCGUCUGAAGGUGUUGGUGGAAGAACCCAGAGAGAAACACCCAGAGGAAGAGGGGGAGAGGGACGAAGAUGAAGGACGCUACUCUUCUUCCUCUGCUGACGGACUCAUCUGUAGUCAGCAGAAACCCUCCUGAAGCUACCGGCCUGUUCACCAGAGCAAGAGACUUCCUGUCAGUGUCUCCAUCCGUCAGUCCUCACGUCACCGUGUCCAGCAGCACCAGGAAACAGCAGAUGAUUCUAGAUGGUCUGCUCUGGAUAUGUAUUUUAAAGGAAAAGGUGUAAUUUUUUUGGACAAUAACACAGAGACCAAACCAGACUCUUCUGGAAAUCCAUGAAAUGUGUAUUAAAGAGCAGUCUGACCUUUUGGAAAAUCCUCUUGUUAGAUUAGAGGAUGGUUUCAAUAGCUAAGUUGCUAACAUCCUUCUUUUUUACAUUUCUAUUUGGAUGAAAAAAUCUCACACUGCUGCUCAUUAAAUUCUGGAUGAGAAUGAAGCUCUGCAAUGUUGAGGACACUCGAUGUAAGGGAAGAAAUGACAAGACGGACACAAAUAUUAACAUCUUUUUAGUUAUUGCAAGCAUCUGUUCAGCUGCUGAGACACUAAAAGUGUCAACUUAAUAUGUAAAUGUGCCAAUAUGAAUGAGGGAUAUAAUGUCUAGUGGUUUGUUACUGCACUGACAAUUUAAUUUAAAUGAUAAAUGUAUCUAUUUGUAGCCAGGCUAGCAGCAAGACUCUGGAGAAAACAGUGUCACAAUGUGUUAGCAUGCUGUCAACCAGACAUGCAAUAUAGUAAACCUAGCUAACUUGCUAAACAUGUUAAAAUACUAAUGUUAACAUGUCAACUGUAACUUUAGCCAUAUUAAUAUGCUAACAUCAGCAUUUCUACAUUGUAAUGCAAAAUGUGACUUGUUUAUUUUAGCAUGUUUUCAUGCUAAACGCUCAAUCUUACAAGCUUAACCUCAGCAUGUUGGCUACUAAGCUACACAUUAGUGGCCAUAUUAGAAUGAUAAAUGCUACCCACUAAAGUUUUAAAAUAUUCCCAGACUGAAACCUAAAACAUCACAUGUUAAACGUCCGAUGUUGAACCUCAACAAUGAUGUUGUGAUCUAAAUGAGGGAACUUCUGUUAGUACACCGUUAUUAAUUUAGGCAAAGUUCUUCAUGUCACACUGAUGUAAUGAGCCGGUUUAGCUCAAUGAAAAAUGGGUUAAGACAUGUUUAUAUUUAUUUUUAUUUGAUCCGCGCUGCCUAGUUUGUUUGAAAUUCACAAGCGAUGAUUUUAUAAAAAAAUAUUAAAUAACAGUUCUAGAACUUUAUUAUAUUUGCAAAAAGUUACCAACUGGAGCUUUGAGCCUUCAGUCCACUUCAGUCCAACCUGAUGGAAAGUGUAACAAUGAAGAGCUGAGUCUGAGAUGUCCUAAAUGGCCCCUACGAUACAAAUCAUGCUGCGUUCAUUGUGUGGGAGUUACCACCACCUCAAUUUUAAAAGCAAUAUUAAAAGCAAAUUGUCGGAUUUAUUAUUACGAGUGGAAAAAGCUUAUAUAUGUCCAGUGUGGAGCUUAUUAAUACAGAUGAGCCUGAGAAACAGGUUGUGAACACGGAAUCUUUCCAUCUCUACCAUCCAUCCCAUAUGAUUGAACGCAACAGAAACACUUUGAUUUGGUAACAAAAGUGACCUCAGGAUGAACCUCAACCAGGUAAUGAACUUACCCUGUAUGAUUUGGACGGGAAACAGGACGACAGUUCAUUGAUUCAUUCGUAUUUGUAUCACUUUUUCUCUUUCAGAAGGCACACUGUCAGUGUUUUCUGUCUUGCUUCACAGUCCGAACCAUUAAAGUGCCAAAUCAGCAUGCAGGCAGACAGGUGACCUGAACAUGAAAACAUGUAUGUUUUGUAACAGAUCUGUGCUUUUAUUCUUGGAAUGUCUCCAGCUGGUCUGUCUGAGACGGUUUGUCCUCAAACGGUUCACAUUAAAACAUUUCUUGGUUUAAUUCCGUCAUGGUGUCAAGUCAUUUUUAUAAGGAGCAUUCCUCUUUCACAGCUUUCCUUAAACCUGAUAUCUUUUAAAAACAUUCCAAACUGACAAAUAUAUAUA